Molecule: messenger RNA, 6902 nt
Organism: Lampris incognitus (smalleye Pacific opah)
Lineage: Eukaryota; Metazoa; Chordata; Actinopteri; Lampriformes; Lampridae
Gene: tgfbrap1
Product: transforming growth factor, beta receptor associated protein 1
Exons: 12
Coding region: 665-3289 (874 amino acids)
Biological process (GO): endosomal vesicle fusion; intracellular protein transport; autophagy
Cellular component (GO): cytoplasm; membrane
Source: RefSeq, a predicted model, not a curated record
GCGAAUAACGCGCCCUCAUCCGGUCACAGCGAGCUAGCUGCUUGACGCUUCCGUUAAGAGCAGGCUCCGGUUCGCUGGGUAGCUAGUUUAGCCGGGCACCGUUAGCUUAACCUGCGGCUUAGUCGUCAAAUCCAAUACUUGACUGUCCCUACUUUUUCCGAUACUUGAAUUUGUGUCAGUCCAGUUGACGUGUUUUGUCUCGAAGAACGACGUAACUAUGUCAGUUAUUGGCGCGUUAGCCGUUUAUUUAACCGUGGGUCGCUGCUCUCGUUAGCUCCUGUGGCGUUGCUAGCUAACGUCAGUAAGGGGUUAACUUUCAGCCUUCGCUAGCUGUGAGGUGCCUGUCAGGAAAAACGAUACUGACAUGGGCGAGUAGGUCAGUUGUUACCGUUUAUGGUUUUUCCUGGGCAAAACGCGUUUGUUCUUUGUAUUUGUGAGCAAAUUCCGCCAUUAAAACGUUAACCAGUUGUGGGGGGGGGGUUACUAGUAAAAUGCAUCAUGUUGAUCUUCCAAGGUUGCCUGUGGAUAGAUUAUCCCUCAGGAGAGAAGAGUACUUUGUAAAAUGUGUUGCAUGAGAUGCUGUGGGAUGCCACAUAUAUGAUGAUGUGGAGUUAUUGAUAUCUGCUUGUUUUUGCUGCCUUUUAGUGUCGAUGCCUUGGCGGAGAUGAGUGUGAAGGCUUUUGAGUUAGUCCCCGUGGUGGAGCGGGACCUCCUGAUGGGUGACAAGGCUCGCAUCAACAUAGAGUGUAUAGAAUGCUGUGGCAAGCACCUGUACGUGGGCACUAACGACUGCUUUAUCCACCACUUCCUGAUAGAUGAGGUCACUUCCCAAAAGGGGAGGCUGACUUACUCGCCCCAGAAGCUGCUGCACAAAUUCCUGGGCCUCAAGAAGCCUGUUGCUGAGUUACGGGCUGCUUCGGCACUGGAGCGUCUUAUAGUACUCUGUGAUGGAACCGUGUUUCUUGUAGACAUGGUCACUUUGGAGACCGUACCUUCAGCUGCAGGGGGUGGAGCCAAAAUCAAAGGUGUGACAGCGUUCUGCAUGAAUGAGAACCCAGUAAACGGUGAUCCUUUCUGUGUGGAAAUUGGAGUGAUAUCCUCUAAGCGGCGGACAGUGCAGAUUUACAUGGUUUAUGAGGACAGGGUUCAGCUGGUCAAAGAGGUGACCACGCCCGAGCAACCUUGUGCUGUCAGCCUUGAUGGUUACUUCCUGUGCUUGGCCCUUACCACACAGUACAUGAUCCUCAAUUACAGCUCAGGUGCCUCUCAGGAUCUCUUCCCUUACAACAGCGAGGAGAAGAGGCCCAUUGUCAAGCGGAUUGGCAGGGAGGAGUUCCUCUUGGCUGCCCCAGGUGGUCUUGGAAUGUUUGCCAAUGCGGAAGGCGUGUCCCAGCGGGCCCCUGUGAACUGGUCAGAGAACGUGAUUGGUGCUGCUGUGUGCUUCCCUUAUGUGGUGGCUCUGGAUGAAGGCUUCAUCACUGUCCACAGCAUGCUGGACCAGCAGCUAAAACAGACCCUCUCAUUCAGGGACGGACAAAUUCUACAAGAUUUUGAAGGUAAAGUGGUUCUAGCUUCUACGAAGGCGGUGUACAUUCUCGUGCCCCUGCCCUUGGAGAGACAGAUCCAGGACCUACUGGUCAGUCACAGAGUGGAGGAGGCCCUCACCCUCACGGAAGGAGCCCAGCAAAACAUUCCUAAAGACAAGUUCCAGAUUUUGCACAGGAGAAUUCUGCAGCAGGCUGGAUUCAUACAGUUUAGCCAACUUCAGUUUCAUGAAGCAAAAGAACACUUCAGGAAAGGCCAGCUGGAUGUGCGGGAGCUGAUCUCUCUCUACCCGCUGCUGCUUCCAGCAUCAUCCUCAUUCACACGCUGCCACCCUCCCCUCCAUGAGUUUGCUGACCUCAACCACUUGGCACAGGGUGACCAGCAAAAAGUGCUGCAAUGCAAAAGAUUCCUUAUUACAUACUUGGGCGAGGUUCGAAGCACAGAGGGUGCUAAUGGUUGCAGAGAAGAUGUAGACACAGCACUAUUGAAGCUGUAUGCUGAGCAGGACCAUGAGAGCCUACUUGAUCUGCUGGCCUCAGACAAUGCUUGCCUGCUUGCAGACAGCGCCCCCUGGCUCGAAAAGUACAACAAGUAUUUUGCACUUGGGCUGCUCUACCAUUGUAAUGGCCAGGAUGCAGCAGCACUACAGUUGUGGAUACGGGUGGUCGAUGGGGAUCUUCAAGACGCCACAAGAUCUGACCUAUUUGAGUACAUUGUAGACUUCCUCAGCUUUUGUUCCAAUCGGGACCUAGUUUGGAAAUACGCCGAAUGGGCCUUGCACAAAGAUCCCACGAUAGGUAUCCAAAUUUUCACCAAGAGGCCUGCCGGGAAAGGUCAGUCGGAUCAGCUGAACCCUGAUGAUGUCAUCAAAUAUCUGGCAAAGCACAAGCAGGCCCUGCUGCUUUACUUGGAACACCUGGUGCUGGAAAGACGGAUACAGAAGGAAAGAUUCCACACACAACUGGCUGUUUUGUACCUGGAGAGGGUCUUGUUACUCCUGUCCCAAUCCCCAGCAGUUGAGGAGCAGGUGACCAAAGCCAGAGAAAAACUCCAAGCUCUGCUCAGGGAGUCCAACCUGUACCGUGUACAACUACUCUUAGGUAAGGUGGAGAACUCUGAACAGCUACUACUGGAGUGUGCUACCCUACAUGGGAAGCUGGAGGAGCAUGAUAAAGCUCUGCACAUCUUGGUUCACAAGCUCAAAGACUUUCCCUCAGCCGAGGCCUACUGUACAUGGGCCUCUUCUUCUCGAGACCCCGCUUUUCAGCAGCAGCUGUUUCACCUUCUCUUGGGGAUGUACCUCCAUGGAACAGCCCAGGGCACAACAGGUGGUAGGAGGGCAGAGCUGGAGAUGGCAGCGGUGGACCUACUGAAUCGUCACGGCGAGGUAUUUGACGCUGUCCGUGUGCUAAACAUGCUCCCCGAGGGCUGGUCAUUGCAGCUGUUGAAGAGCUUUCUGGGCCGUGCCGUCAGAGCCAGUAUGCACGCCCAGCGAACCUCCCGGCUUGCUCUGGGGAUAGCUCGUUCUGAGAACCUUCAGCUGCUGCAUGACAGGUUGAAAGAGCGGAAAAACCCAGUAUUUGUGUCGGAAAAGAAGGGAUGCUACCUUUGCCACAAUACCUUCAGUGGGCCCGACGUCGUUUGUCUGCCAGGUGGAGUGCCUGUACACACGCACUGUAUUGCCCAGAGGGUCACAGACUCUCCCACCAAGAGACGGCUAACCAAUAGCAGUAAUCACACAUGAAACCAAGCCACGGGACGGUGUGAUCGGAGGCCCUGCACGAAAGCAGGACGGCUCGAGUGUGCGUAUGGCUGAGGACUACGGGGGGUAACAAAAAAGCACAGAAAUGUCUUUACGCUGAUAAGUGGAAACCGCGACGUGUGUGUCUGUGUGCACAAGUGGGAGAAAGAAUGAUGAGUUAAGGUAUUUAUUUCAGUGUUGGUCUUAAACCACACUUUCAGACUGUGAAUUUUAACAAAAAAAAAUAAUCAUGUACUAUCCCCCUUUAUCAACAUUCAAUCGGAAAAGCGCAUCUGAGAUGGGCUUUUUUUUUGUCUAUCUGUAAAGAGUCCUGUGCUAAAUGUCUCUGUCUUAGCUGAUGCAGCUCUAAAAUGAAAACUGUUUGCUAAAAUGUUCAGACCUCAGGACCAAAAGUACACGAGUUCUGUUCCAUUUCGCCCCGAAACAUGAAUAUUCUUACCACACUACAAUCAUGCUGUGCGUCUGGUCGAAGCAACUCAUAUUUCGUACGGUCUCCCAUUUUGUCCUGUCUUUUUGACGGCCCCUCAACCAUUGCAGAUUAACGUGAGACACUGGAAAGACUCAAGGUAACGGCGACAUUCAAGCAAAUGGACUCCUCUCUUUUUGUCUACCUGGUGACCCACUGGCAGCACACAGUACCGAGUUAGUGUGAGCAACUAAACUGCAGCAGUUUUGUCCACCUGCAGAAGGGAAAUCUGCUGUAGGAUUUUGAUGAAUACUUAAAUUGCAUGGUGGAUUAUUAACAAACGAAGGAAUCCCAUUUAAGUAUGUAUGUAAUAAAACUUAAUAUUAAGCGAGUUUUAAACCUGAUAUGAAACGUCAUAGCAGGUGUAUAUGUCAGUAGGUGGUGAAAUUACAAAUAGUAACGGAUUAAAUUUAACGUUUUUCCAACCAGUAACUGCAAGAAUGACCGCCAUCUGCAUUUUCUCAUGCGUCUUCAACGUGCAUGCCCCAUUGAUUUUGAGUUUUUACGGCAAAUGGAAGUUGCAUAUGUAAUGAUCAGGAAUCACAAGGCGUUUAUGAAUAACCCAGCCACCGAGGACGCACAAGCCGGUGUAUUCCCAGUGCUGGUCCCAAGCCCGGAUAAAUUUAUGAAUACGUCACGUACAGUGUUGACAUGGUGUUUGAGUCGGGCUGCAGCCCUAUAUGGUGUUUGAGUCCCUCUCUGCCGCCUCUCUUGCCGCUCACCCCUCUGCUGUCCAUUAAGGCAGAAAUAGUCAUAAAAUGGCGAACUAAGUUAACCGGUGAUUAAUGAAAACGAAUGAGAUUAAACAAAACGCAGCAAGUCUACAUUUGUUUAGCCCGCGAGGGGUCUUGAUUGACAGUUGUUUAAGGAUCUGAGUAGCAUGGAAAUAAUGAGUGUAAAUGUUUUAAUCUCUUUUGAUCCGUUAUUGCAUUAGCCUUACUGUUACAGAGUAUCGAUACACACAAUGAAUGGUGAAAUGGUCAUGUAAACGGCAAGUUUAGAUCCUGACAUGGAUGCCUGUUCAACAAGUGUCAGUCGAAAAUGAUGAAUUGCAAAAACUUUGAAGUGGCCUGUCACACCCACUUGCAACGCUCAUGAUCAAACUACAUACCACUGUAGUGACUAAUUCUCCAAUGUUAUAGCAUAGUUGUUUUUUUUUUUGGCAUUUAUGUCCAAUCACUUAAGUGAUCGAUUCAAAAGUGCCGAUGGGUCCAUAAUGGUUUUACUGUGAACUCCAACCAACGUUCCACACAACAACAAAAAAAGGGAAAAGAAAAUACCACACGAUGAAUAGCAUUUAAACUGCUUGGUCGUUGCUCUGACACAAGUUUCAUAGUGACAAGUCUUACCCUGACGAGUUUUUUUUUUAAAAGUUAAGAUGGAUGUUCCACCCGACUGAUGGCUGGACGUCUUCCAAUUGUCAUAAUAUGGCUACACCCACUAACCACCCAAACAUUUUUGAAGCCUGUUAUUGAAGAACAUUGUCCCCCCCCCCUUAAUACCCUAAUCUGUUUCACACCACAAAAAAUACAUCUUGAAAUUCUCUCCGAGGAGGAUGAAACUGAUUCCGGUUGUGGCUUGUCAGAUUGUCCAACCUGAAGAUAACCAACAGUCUGAGACGUCUUCCUCAAAAUGUCUGCUUGACAUCACACUUGGUAAUAUGUGAAGCGAUACCAGAAUCUCAGAAGCUGUUUAAGUAAAGCUGGGUUGUUAAUGUAUCAGCAAGUUAUUGGAGUAGUUUGUAUGAUCAUCUGUUCUCCGUUGGGUCAAAUGGAUCUGUGCAUGUAUGAUUUAUUUUGAUAAUCCCCCCCCCCCACACAUUCAAUACUCAUUGUCUGUUUUCCUUCUCUGGUCUGAUGAUGUGUCACUGACUGUCCAUACCUGAUUAGUUUCCAGGGACCCAGAGAGGUUGAGUCCUUAAACUUGUAUUACAGGAUUGUCCGUACUGAACCAACCAUUCGUCCGAACUAAUCCAAAAAUGGGGCGGCACGGUGGCCCAGUGGUUAGCGCGGUCGCCUCACAGCAAGAAGGUUCUGGGUUCGAGCCCCGGGGUAGUCCAACCUUGGGGGUCGUCCCGGGUCGUCCUCUGUGUGGAGUUUGCAUGUUCUCCCCGUGUCUACGUGGGUUUCCUCCGGCGGCUCCGGUUUCCUCCCACAGUCCAAAGACGUGUAGGUCAGGUGAAUCGGCUGUACUAAAUUGUCCGUAGGUAUGAAUGUGUGUGUAUGUCGGCCCUGUGUGAUGGCCUGACGGCCUGUCCAGGGUGUCUCCCUGCCUGCCGCCCAGUGACUGCUGGGAUAGGCUCCAGCGACCCCGCGACCCUGAGAGCAGGAAAAGCGGUCCGGAUAACUGGAUGGAUGGAUAAUCCAAAAACCUACCGUCUGUGUAGACUCGGCCUGCUUUCAGGCUCAUAGUUUCAGAAAAAAAUUUUUUUUGUGUGUCCCCAAAAGUUAAAGGAAUCUUAGUUAGCCCACAACACAGCUCAAAAGCUGAACGAAUCCAUAAUGACUGGAAAUAAAAUGCUACUAAUUUUGAAUAAAAUCGGGGAAGAAAGUAAAAUCCAAUGUGUGCUAUCAUCUUUUGGAGAAAAAAAAUCCAGUUGUCCAUUUUUUUUGGUUUUUUUUUGUUCAACAGUUUUGUUACUGGUUUUUCUUUUAUCCGGUGCCUGAGCUAUUUAAUUCUGGCCUUGUGUAAAUGCUGUCCCCUUCUGUGUGGAGCUUUUUGCUCAGACGUGGGUUUUAUUUUUCUUAAGACGGAAGCUCGGAUCGUUUUGUUUUUGAAAGGUUUGCCUGUUUUUUCUUUUUCACAUUAGAUGUUUGUUCCCUUAUGCACUUUCCUGUCUGAACUUUGUAGCUUGCUAAAGAGCCCCCAAUACAACAACAGCCCAGAAUCACAAACAAAAACCAACAAAAAAAAAAAACAACAACACGUGUGACUAAUUCACAUAGGAUUUUAUAAAUAUGUAUACUGGUAUGUACAUACUGUAUUUAUACCCGUUUGUUGCUUUGUAAAACAAUGCCAAUGUGAGUUGAAUGUAUGAAAUGUAAAGCCGUCCCAUUUUAAUAAACAUGAACUGUAUGCUAACUGAAGGGAAAGCCAUAAUGUCACCAUUUUAUGUUAGUUACAGCGAGC